Molecule: messenger RNA, 916 nt
Organism: Thalassophryne amazonica
Lineage: Eukaryota; Metazoa; Chordata; Actinopteri; Batrachoidiformes; Batrachoididae
Gene: aqp8b
Product: aquaporin 8b
Exons: 5
Coding region: 45-824 (259 amino acids)
Biological process (GO): transmembrane transport; water transport
Cellular component (GO): plasma membrane
Molecular function (GO): water channel activity
Source: RefSeq, a predicted model, not a curated record
UAAACCAGCUGUCAGAGUCCUGCAGAUCUCACUGUAGCUGCAUCAUGGCUGAUGGGACGAUGGAGGUGGUUGAAUCCGGGAUGUCUCUUAUGACUUCACACAUCAAACUCUCUCCAGUAAGACCUCCAAAUAAAUUUGAGAGGAUGAUGCAGCCUUGUCUGGGUGAGCUGGUGGGAACGAUGUUCUUUGUGUUCAUCGGCUGUGUCUCGGUCAUCGAGAACCUGGAGGCUGCAGGGAGGCUGCAGCCGGCUCUGGUCCACGGUCUGACUAUAGUCGUCAUGGUGGCCUGCAUGGCUGAGAUCAGUGGCUCCCAUUUUAACCCCACAUUCACGCUGGCUAUCUACAUCUGUGGAGCUAUGGAGACGAACAUGGUGGUCCCCUACCUUGCUUGUCAGUUGCUUGGCAGUGUGAUUGGAGCUGCUAUGGCAAAGGCAAUGACAACAAGCGAGCACUUCACCAAGGCCCACGGGGCUGCAUUUGCAGUGCUGCAGGCGGAUAAUCAAAUAGGACGAGCCCUGUUUGGAGAGAUCACCAUGACCUGCCUGAUUACUCUGGUGCUCCUGUUGGGAGCUAUCAACUCCAAAACCAAGAGCCCAGUAGUGCCAUUUUUGGUGGGUUUAACAGUCAUCAUCAACAUUUUAGCUGGUGGGGAUGUAUCUGGAACCUGUCUAAACCCAGCCAGAGCCUUUGGUCCAGCAGUAGUUAGUAACUAUUGGCUGUAUCACUGGGUUUAUUGGGUAGGACCCAUUCUUGGAGGUGUAUUAGCAGCAGCACUGAUCCGGCUUCUCCUUGGAGACCGUGAGAUUCGACUAAUUCUGAAAUGAGGUCUACCCCUCAACCUGCAUUUACGAUAUUACCGCCUCUUUUGCUUCAUUUGCAUACAGAUGUAUUUUCUUUGCUAUACAAUGAAUAAAAA